UCUUUUCAGUGUGAAGAGAGAUUUGGAGAGAGAGAGAGAGAGAGCCCAGAGCCCAGAGGCAAAAAGUCAAGGCCAACAUUUCCUGUGUGGUGUGCAAGGGGAUCCGAGUAGCCUGUGGCCAUGGGACAAGCUCUGGGUAUCAAGAGCUGUGACUUAAAAGCAGCAGAAAACAAUGAGGAGCACCACACCAAAGCCCUCAGCUCCCGGCGCCUGGUUUUGAGGAGGGGACAGUCCUUCACUAUCACCCUGAACUUCCGUGCCCCAGUCCACAAAUUUCUGAGUGCCCUGAAGAAAGUGGCUCUCGUGGCACAAACCGGAGAACAGCCUUCCAAGGCCAACAAGACUCAAGCCAUAUUCCCGAUUUCCUCUUUGGGGGACCGAAAAGGAUGGAGUGCGGCAGUGGAAGAAAGAAGUGCCCAGAACUGGACCAUCUCCGUGACCACACCCGUGGAUGCUGUCAUUGGCCACUACUCACUCCUGCUUCAGGUUUUAGGCAGGAAACAAUACCCUCUGGGCCAGUUCACGCUGCUCUUUAAUCCCUGGAAUAGAGAUGACGCCGUGUUUCUUCAGAAUGAGGCUGAACGCACUGAAUACUUACUGAAUCAAAAUGGCUUUAUCUACCUGGGCACUGCUGACUGCAUUCAAGAGGAGCCCUGGGACUUUGGUCAGUUUGAGAGCGAUGUCGUGGACCUCAGUCUGGACUUGCUGAGCGUGGACAAGCAAGUGGCGAAGUGGAGCCAGCCUGCACAUGUGGCCUGUGUGGUGGGCACCUUGCUGCAUGCUCUCAGGAAGAAGAGUGUCCUGCCUAUUUCACAGACCCACGCUGCCCAGGAUGGGACCUUCCUAUACAAGCAACGGGGCAGUGUGCCCGUACUGCGGCAGUGGCUCACUGGCCAAGGACGACCUGUGUAUGAGAGUCAGGCCUGGGUGUUCCCUGCUGUUGCUUGCACAGUGCUACGUUGCCUGGGAAUCCCAGCACGCGUCGUUACCACAUUUCCUUCAGCCCAGGGUACCCGUGGGAGCCUGCUGGUGGAUGAAUACUACAAUGAGGAGGGGCUCCAGAAUGGAGAAGGACAGAUGGGCCGUAUCUGGAUCUUCCAAACUUCUGUAGAAUGCUGGAUGAACAGACCUGAUUUGUCCAAGGGUUAUGACGGAUGGCAGAUUCUGUACCCAAGAGCUCCUAACGGAGUUGGAGCCCUAGGAUCCUGCAGUCUGGUCCCAGUCAGGGCAGUCAAGGAGGGGGAACUGCAGCUGGAUCCAGCGGUAUUAGAUCUUUUUGCUGCGGUAAACGCCAGGUGUGUGGUCUGGAAGAGCUGUGAAGAUGGAACCCUGGAACUGACCCAGUCCAGCAAAAAGAACGUGGGUGACAGCAUCAGCACCAAGGUCGUGGGCAGUGACCGCUGUGAAGACGUCACCCAGAACUACAAGUAUCCUGAAGGGUCCCCUGAAGAAAAAGAGGUCCUGGAAAGAGUCCAGAAAGAAAGAAGGAAACGCUGGAAAGACAAAAGCAUGUGUCCUCCAAGUCCUGAGCCUGCUGACCCUCUGUACCUGUUCUUGGACACACCUCGCUCUCUCCCUUUGAGAGGGAAUGGCCAAGUCUCAGUGACCCUGAUUAACCCCACCGACCAGGAGAAGGAGGUUCACCUGGUGAUUAGGGCCCAGGCUGUGUACUACAAUGGAAUCUUUGCUACCGAUCUCUGGAGGCAGAAACAAUCCUUCAGGCUUAGAACCAACCAAGUGCUGAAAAUAUCCACCACCCUGUCCUUCUCCAAUUUUGUGCAAGACCCACCGGAGAACAGCUUCAUCAGAGUCACAGCCAUGGCAACACACUCUCACGCCAGCCUCAGCUGCUUUGCUCAGGAAGAUGUAGCCAUUGGCAGACCGAAUCUUAUCAUCAAGAUGCCAGAGAGAGCAGAACAGUACCAGCCUCUCACUGUCACAGUCAGUAUGAAGAACUCCUUAGACUGCCCUAUGCAGAACUGCAUCAUCUCCAUCCUUGGAAGGGGACUCAUUCAUAGAGAGAAGCGAUAUAGGUUGGGUUCCGUGUGGCCAGGGAGCUCCCUGUGUACUCAAUUCCAGUUCACACCGACGCAUCUGGGGCUCCAGAGACUUACUGUGGAAGUAGACUGUGACGUGUUCCAGAAUCUGACAGGCUACGGAAAUGUCCUGGUGAUGGCUCCCCAAGUGUCUGCUUAAACCCCAAACUACCUUCUAAAGCCAGACAUGCUCUGGAGGGAACCUCUGCCUGUCAGACAAAUGGGCACCAAAAACCAAGUUAGACUCACAGAAACCAAAAUCUAUUUUUGUUAUGCCAACUUAAGGCAGCCAGAAACACUGUCUUAGAAUAAACCACUGUGCAUUAGUGACAAAACAGGCCUUGAAAAGACUCUCACAUCUUUAUUUUUUUGUUUUUGUUUGUUUGUUUUUGUUUUUCGA
Chionomys nivalis (European snow vole) is the source of this 2436-nucleotide messenger RNA. RefSeq names its product erythrocyte membrane protein band 4.2 (gene Epb42). Gene Ontology annotation, biological process: peptide cross-linking. The transcript is spliced from 13 exons. Lineage: Eukaryota; Metazoa; Chordata; Mammalia; Rodentia; Cricetidae. Gene Ontology annotation, molecular function: protein-glutamine gamma-glutamyltransferase activity. The coding region runs from base 121 to 2196 and encodes 691 amino acids. The record is from RefSeq and is a predicted model, not a curated record.